UCAAUAUCAGCAUUUCUUAAAAUGGUUAAGGUAAAAGAUGACAAAGAAGUGAAAGCAAUGCCACUCAGUAACAAUACUGUUAUCAGAAGAAUAGACGAAAUGAGUGAAGCAAGUGAAAUACAACUUGUUGAAAAGCUGAAAAAAGAAAACUCUCCAUGCAAAAGGAUGAAUCAACUUUGACAGAAAUUUAGGCUGUAUUGGAAACUUACGUAAGAUAUAAUGAUAAAGGAGAUUUUGCUGAAGAAAUGUUGUUCUGUAAAUCUUUAGAAAGGACCACUACCGCCAAAGUUAGAUAU
This is a messenger RNA of Lymnaea stagnalis (great pond snail), 296 nucleotides long. The record is from the annotation of a GenBank genome assembly. Lineage: Eukaryota; Metazoa; Mollusca; Gastropoda; Lymnaeidae.